Molecule: messenger RNA, 1144 nt
Organism: Chiloscyllium plagiosum (whitespotted bambooshark)
Lineage: Eukaryota; Metazoa; Chordata; Chondrichthyes; Orectolobiformes; Hemiscylliidae
Source: RefSeq, a predicted model, not a curated record
GUAACUAACAUUGAUAUCUUUUCCAUUUGAAGGUCAGGGUGUGGUGGAUAUUAAAACUCCAGCUCUCCCUGUGAAUGGGACUGUGGGACACUCUGCCUGGUUCCCUGUGAAAAUAGACCCCAUCCCAAAGAAGGCAGAUAUCACCUGGAAAUUCACUGAAAUUGGUCGUGCAGCAGCCAUCGCUCGAUUGGACACCAGUGACGGGAAAAUUAAAAUAUAUGAAGACACCAGGUUUGAUGGAAGGGUCACAAUGUACCAGAACCUGACCCUUCAGAUAAACGACCUGAGGAUGGGUGACGGAGGGAUUUACACAGUGACUGUAACAGGAGGAGGAGGAGAUUAUACAGGAAAGGUUACUCUGCAGGUCUAUGAGCCCGUGUCUGUGCCCAGUGUGGAGCUGAUUGAGAACAUCACUGCUGAGGGCUGUAAUGUGACCCUGCUUUGCUCUGCGGAGAGCGGGAGUAACAUCAGCUAUACCUGGACAUCGCUAGGAACCAACCAGACAGAUGGGGAGGUGGAACAGCUCUCCGGGAACAAGGGGGAGCUGAAACUGUCAGUGGGAAUGUCUGACCCCAUCCACUAUCGGUGUACGGUGUGGAACGCAGUCAGUGCGGAGAGCGGGGAGAUCAGGAUAGACCCACCCUGUACAGGUUCUCAGUCUGUGGGAGGUUUAAGUAUUGUUUUGUACACUGUUUUUUCCAUCAUCAUCAUCAUCAUCAUCAUCACCAUUAUCUGCGUGAAAGUUCAAAAAGCAAGAAAUAGAAACCUAGGAGAACAAAUGCUGCCUGAUCAGUCCACACGAGUCCCCACCGUCCCCAACAACUACGAUGGUAACACAGGCUCGGAGCAGCCGUACACAGUUUACGCAGUGGUGCAGCGGACAAACCGAGAUGAGACGCAGGAAGGCAACUAAAUCCAGCAGGAGAGCAAAGGUCACCGCUGCCUUGGAACUGAGCAGUCUGGGCUGGACAAUCAAGGGGAAAACACUCUCCCCACCGUGGUCAAGGUCAAACCAGGGACACUGCCUCAGCUCACCCUUUGUGCUUCCUUUGCCUAUCCAUGCUGUCUUUACAGUACAUCACAUCACAUCAUACACACACACGCGCUCAUACACACACACACAUACACUCACACACACACACAC